CAAUCUAGCAACAUCACAACACUAUCUGUCAACGUCAACGCUCAAACGAAACGAAAAUAAAUUAUUUCACAAGGUGAUCAAAGAACGUAAUAACGAAACAAAGAUGAGUAUGCGCGAGGAAGAUCGGCAGAAGAACAACAACUGUCCAAGCCGCGGCCUCGGCUUGGCGGCCGCGGCUCUAGGCGUUGGUGUUGGGGCGGCGCUGUACUACUUCCUCAGCAAGAAACCAGAAAACCCAGAUGGAGAAGGAUCCACCACAGGCUGGUCAUGCGAGCAACCUCAUACCUUAUCACAAGAGGAGCGAGAUAUAUUGCGCGCGCAGGCCUUGUCGGAAGAAGAACAGAUAAAGUUCCUAAACGCUCAGAAAUUCCGCGAACGCUCGUGGUCCCUUGAGGAGUGCUCCAUCUGCUUCGAGAUCAUGCUCAAAGACCAGGACCUGACCAGCCUGCCGUGCGCGCACAACUUCCACUCGGCCUGCCUGGCGCCCUGGCUGGCGGAGCAGCAGACCUGCCCCAACUGCCGCAAGGCUGCUGAAUGAAGCUAUUACUUCGCGUUUUCUCAUCGUAUCACUGAGGCGAGCGUGAGCCGGGUCUCCGCGCCGAACACCGCGUCUGCCAGGUUGGUGAACCUCUGAAGAUACGUCCAAGACAAGCCAAAAUAACAAUCAUAAACCAACACUUCAAGCGUCUAAAACUUGACUGUAACAGUCUUUAAGGCUCAUUUAGACGGUGCGAGAACUCGCAUGCGAGUUUCAUUACAUUGCGUUAAGGCCUAUUUAGUAAAUAUCGCACCAUGUAAAUAGUAUUUACAUGGUGCGAGAACUCGCAUGCGAGUUUCAUUACAUUGCGGUAUUUGAUUGGUCGGCUGAAUUGGAUGUAACCGAUAGUCCUCAAUAUAACUAAAAUCGCAUACGAGUUCGCGCGCCGUCUAAAUCAGCCCUUAUUUGAUCGGAAUGGGAAUGAGCCUUAAAAAUUUGAGUAUAGUCGUAAAAAAAUAAAUCCUCCAAAAUCUGACCAAUUGAUAAAAAUCGAGGCAAAAUGUUCAGUGAUUAAGCCCAACUUUCAGUGGGGCAAGUUUAAGCAGACUUUCAUUUGUGUCGCUUAACUACAAACUCGGGUAAAUCCAUUCGACCCUCAGCAAAUAUCUAGCCUACUACCUUAAUACCAAAUAUCAAAUAUCUUUAUUUUGCAUAAAAUAUGGUACAAAAGAUGGAGCAAUUAAGAAGCACAUGCAUACUUCACCAGCAACUGGCAGGGCGCAUAAUCUGACAGAAGGAUUUACCCGAGUUUGAAGUUAAGUGUCCCAUUGUACCUACAUUAAAAGCCACGGUUAGAUGCGCUUGUUUGAACUGCGAUAUAGUUUUUCUUACAAUAGUAAUGUUAUAAACAUUUUUUUCUAAUCUGCAUCAAUAAAAUAGUUAUUUAUAUAGCUCGAAUGAAAUAGUAUCUAAGUUUUUUUUUCUUCAGAUGUCAGCCAAUCGAUGACAUAAGACUACCGCCUCUAGUUCUCAUUAAUGUAUUGUAUCAUAAUUGGUGAUUUUCCUUUUAAAAUUAACUAUGACAGUCCUAAUAAUUGUACCUAUAGGAGCGUUCCAUCGUUACGUAAGGUACAUUCGGACCCGCUUUUUAGGGUUCCGUACCUCAAAAGGAAAAAACGGAACCCUUAUAGGAUCACUCGUGCGUCUGUCUGUCCGUCUGUCACAGCCUAUUUUCUCGGAAACUACUGGACCAAUUAAGUUGAAAUUUGGCACACAUAUGUAAAUUACUGACCCAAAGAUGGACAUAUUUUUUUAUAAUUUUAAAAUACAUAGUUUCGAAGUUAUUCGACUUUCCGAGACUGGUUCUUUUAUGGGCUUGCCUUUUUACAGUGUAAUAUUGGUAUCAUCUUAAAGCUGUUUGUUCUCUUAAUAAACUGUUUAAUUUACUUUUACUAUAAUACGCAAGUCGACAACGUAAUUCGGAAUUAAAGCAAAUAUUUCGUAAGCGAGUCGCAUGCAAAAUACUUUAAUACUUUGUCCUGCGCGUACAUAUUGCAUAAUUAAAGAAUUAAAAAAAACUAGAUGAAAAAUUUACCCUUUUCAUGGAAUGCUCCUAUAGACGCAAUUUGGGAUCUUAAUAAAGUCUUUUAAUAUCUAGUCAUUGACUGUGAAGUUGACAGUUUUUAAAAUAACAAGGAAUACUCGCCACUAAUAUGCCAGAUCUUAUGUAAAAAUUGUAUAUAUUUAAAUCUUUUCGACUUUAUAUUACGAGAAGAAAUGAAAACUGCCAUUCAUGACACCAAUGGCACUUUUUGUAAAAAAGAUGAGACCGGAAUAUGCUUUCUAUUUCAUUGUGUAAUUUUUUUUGCGUUAAUAGAAUAGUAGUAGGCAAUAAUAUUAAGCCUUAUUGAGCAAUGAAUUUGAUUACUAAUAAUAAUAGUAGUUUGAUUAUCAUGAGAGAAUGUAUAGAGUCAGACCAAGAAUAGCCUGCAGCGGAUUUGAUAGCCCACGCAGUGCAAGUGUUAUUUUAAACGUCAAACUUCUAUGAAAUUAUGACAUAUAAAUAACACUUGCACUGCGGGGCUUUUAAAUCCGCUGCAGACUUUUUUUGGUCCGACUCUACGCAACUAUGUGUUUAGACAUCAUUUCACAUAUCAUUUAUUAAAACUUUAUUUCAUAGAUAUUGGAACCUAAAUAAUUUCAACAGUGUUUUCCCACUUAAAUUUCCUAUAAAGUAAGUCGCUGCCCCAAUAUUACAUGGUUCUAUGUUACUAUUUCAAGAUAGUUGAAAUUCGACUUAAUCGGCGCGAUUCGGGAAAUGAAUUAGAGAUUAACUAGAUACGAUAUAGUAAAGAUAUGUGACGUCCCACGGCUAAAGAUACCUUAUGACGGUUGGUGCUUACGCUAUUAUUAACGACGCUAAAAUUUUAUUGCGGCGCUAUGCGACUAAUGCGACGUAAGCGCCAGCCGCCAUAAGGUACCUUUUGUCGGGGAACGUCACAUAUCUUUACUAUUUCGUAUCUAGUGAAUCUCUUAUUCAUUUCCCGAAUCGCGGCGCCAGCCGCCACAAGGUACCUUUUGCCGUGGAAUGUCACAUAUCUUUAUUAUUUCAUAUCUAGUGAAUCUCUAAUUCAUUUCCCGAAUAGAGCCGAAUGUCACAAUGACAAUGUUUAAAUUUCAGUGCCUCUACCAUCAGUUGGCAGAGUAUUUUUCACUUACUUUCAGUGAAUAAACGUGCCGUGUGUCACGUUUCACGUUUCUUUGCGGUCUUAUGUACCUAACUUCACUCCACUCCAAACGAUGCUGUCCCUUUCUAAGUAUACUAAAAAACAGAGCAAGAGUUAUCGGAGUUUUAUACAGCGCCUCUAGGAUUCACCUAAAGAACUAAAUAACAAAAUUGACACAUUUUCUCACGUCUACGUAAUUUACUAUCUAUGCAUCUCGCUCUCGCAUAUUAGUGCAAGUGAGAUGCACAGAAAGUAAUGUUACAUAUACUGAUGGUAGCCGUGAAUAUGGAGGGUAGAGGUAAGGAGAAUCCUUUAUGACUUUAUGAGAAAACUCCUUUAUGGGAGAAUAUUUGCAAAAACUGGGCACGCUGUCAGCUAUUAUAAUUUUUCUAAAUCUCUCCAGAGUAGCGAAAAAAAGAAAACCCAUAAACCUAGUUUUUCAUUGUAUCAAUACCGUACUAAUAAUCAUGGGGAAUGGAAGAUACUCGUAUUUACAAGUGGAAAAACGUUUUCUCUUUUUGUAUGGACGAUUACGUAGUAUACUUCCCUCUUAAGGUUUUUGACGGAGACUUUUUCAUUAUUAAUUACAUGGAGAUUGUAUUCCUUACCUCUACCAUCCACUAAGAGCAUUUAGAAGGGAGAUGUCAUCGCUGUCAUUUUCUUUACAAAACAGUCUGCCGAUUUUUGCGGGGGAGGGGACGUCAAAUGUAUUGCUAUUUCUACAUGAUUUGUACAUGAUUGUCCAUACAAAAGUUUGCACAAUUGUGCAAGUUUUUCGGCAGAGGGGUAAGUAAUAAUGUCAGGAAAAAAAUAAAGAGUAUACCUACGAGACUACUAUGACUAUGAUAUUUGAUUUAUUCGGUUGUCAAUAUAAAACAAAUGUAGGUGUUCUUUCUUCUCGUAUGAGACGCCAUUACUAUGUAGUCUUGCUUGAGAUUAAUAAACAUUACCAAUAUGGUGUUAAAACAAGCUUUUCUUUCCUGCUUGGAACCCUAAUCCUAAAUCCUAACAGUAAGCACUCAAUGGCCACUCCAGUUAUUAAAUGCUCUAAGACCAGUUUUGUCACUUUGUUACUGACUCAACCUUCAUUCUACAAUUUUUUAAAGAUUUGACGUUGCCAUAGUUACGAAAAUAAUAAACAUCAAUGUUAGUAAACAAUGUAUAAAUUAAAAUAUAAUUGUAUUCAAGACAAAAAUUGCAAAAUAUGAUAAUUACGUAAACAUCAUUAAUAAUCCAGUUAAAAUUAUGACAUUGCGUGUUAAAAAAUAGGAAGCAAAGUAUACGGCGCGAUUAUACAAGCUACUUUUGGCUACAUAUUUAUUACCUAUGAUGAAAAUAGUACACACAUGAGAAGAAAUCUUAAAAUAUUAAAAUAGGUAUGUAUUAUAAUGGUCCGCUUCAGUCCGCAUCAUGACAGCGGCCGUCUCCUACUGCUAAGUAACAUUAUCUAAUAGAGUGUCCGGAAAGAGAAAAGUCGUGAAAUUUAGGGGAGCUCAUACAUUAUACCUACGACUCUUCUCUUUCCGCACAGACCCUACGUAUGACCUUAAUAGCGAUCUUAAUUUUAUAGUACCUAUCUGAUCUCGAGUAUAUUUCAGUGCCAAGCGCCCCAUUUCCAAUACAAAAUGAACCCACGCAGCGGGUUUUUGGCAAUAAAUGUGAUUAAAUCUUAUUUAAAUUUUCAGAUUCAGAACCACCAGCAAAAGUUUUUGAAGAAAGUUUUAUAUUUCCUGUUACCAAGUUGACAUGAAAAACGAUUACCUAGGUACCAAACACAAUAAUUUGACCAACGGAAAAUAAAAUAAUACUUACUUAGUAAAGAAAAAUAAAUAAACCCACAGAACAUUUGUAUGUUUUAUUUUAUUUAAGAUAAUAAUGCUUAAUAAAAUACGUAGCAAUUCUUGUGUAAAUAUUAUAAUAGGUCUUGCGGUAUGUCUUAUUCUUUCUAUGUGUUAUGUGCACCCAGCAACAAAAACAGCAACAUGUCUAUGUACCGCUCCUUGUAUUGAGCCUUAAUUCUUAAUACAUAUGUAACUUCUACAUGCAUACAUGAUGCAAUCCGGGUUUUCAUGGAAAUGUUGUUUUCAAUCAGCUUCUUGCCUAAAACCAAAAACUGCUCGUAAGCAAUGUGAUUUUCGCAAAUGUAGCAGUAGAAAUAGGAAAAUAUGAUGUCAAGUAUAACUCAUUACCUUUGUACUAAAUCAGCCUUUUAUCGAACUAUUAAUUGAUUUAUCCCUUAAAGUUUUGCUUGAAGUUCACAUACUGUUAUAAAUUUAUACAUAUUACGUUGAAAAUUGCAUUAAUAUUCGUGAAAAAUCAGCGUAUUUGUUGUGUUUACAAGUUGACAGAAAUGUCACGUUGGAAACGCACGUAUUUUUCCAUAACAUCUGUCACGUUUACUCGCGUAAAGUAUUUACGCAGAAUAAUUCUGGCUCAGUUUUCAUUAUAUAAUUAGAAAGAGAGCGUUUUAGGUGUGAAGUUAGGCAAGUAUGGAAAACUCGCGUAAACACGUUUGUAACUCAUGGUACAAAUUGAAAUUUUUAGUUCUUUACGUGACCGGUAGAGGCACUGUACAAUUACUCCAUACAUUUUCCUUAACUUUCUCACUAUCUUCACUUCUCACUGUCAUUCACGGAACUCAUAGUAGAGCUACAGUUCGAUAAAAGUGAAACAGAACCCUGUAAUAUUGGGCCAGCGAAGUGACAACUUGGCAAUUUUUUUUAAUUUUUUUUUGCUCAAAAAUAAUUCCGGUUCUUUUUCGGUCUAGGUGUGAUUUAUUAACUCAUUUCUCAUUUAAAUCAACAGCUUAAUAAUGUUAUUUAGAGUCGGUCCAAAAGAAGUCUGCAGCGGAUUUGAUAGCCCACGCAGCGCAAGUGUCAUUUUUACGUCAUAAUUUCAUAGAAGUUUGACGUUUAAAAUAACACUUUCACUCCGCGGGCUAUCAAAUCCGCUGCAGACUAUUCUUGAUCUAACUAUACCACUUAGUGAUAAUAAAUAUUUGUGGAUCAAAUAAAAUGUUAUAAGAUUUUACUCUUCGAUAAAUUUUAGUAAUUUUAGAUAGAGUGUCGCACCAAAUUAUGAAAUUGUAUUCUAUGCAUAUGCACAAACGCUUAAGGUUAAAUUUGCUGUGGUAACAUUGUUCAUCAUUUCGUAACCAGUACCUAUUAGUGUUUUCUCAAAUAAUCUAACUAUAUUGUAUCUCCAUCUCUGUCGCUCAAUGAAAAGGCCAAGUAAUAUUGCUAAGGGUCUGUCUGUUUGUGUUUACUCAUUCAAUUUUGUUACUGAACGCAAAUGUAUGAUGAAAUCGCACAACACUAAGGCCCACUUGCACCAACCCAGUAACCCGGGGUUAAGCGAUUAAUCCGUUAACCUAGUGUCAAAUUGUACUGGUAACCAUGGCAACUCCAGGUUAACCCCAGGUUAGUGGAAUGGUGCAAGUGGGCCUCGAUGUAAAACAGACCAUAAGGCUAAUCUUGUCAACACUAUACCUACAUGAAAUGUUUUUGGUGGGAUAUACUUUCCAUGAAACUAAGAAAUAACGAAACUAAUUAGGCACAACUCAAAAUCUACAAGGCAGACGAUGUUACCACAGUGUUACAAUAUCAGAGACAUUUUGAAAAUUGUGAUUUAACCUCUAGCCGCCCAUACGUCAAACCUUGCCAAGCAAAAUGAAAUUUUAUUUUGACAACACAAAGUUCAAAUUGGGCUGGAACAGGAGACCUUUUUAUAGGUUUCUGGGCGGCUAGACGUUAAAAAAGAUGUAAGUAUAAUGUAAUGUUGGUAGGUAUGUAUACUCUGUAUCUUUCGGUACCUACUGAAAUAAAAGUAAAGGAAUAAUUUGUACAUUAUCGGGUAGUUAUCAAAUUUAUUGGUUAACCAAUCAAAUACAAAACCACCUGGAUCUGUCACUCAACGACCUGAUUUUAACCUACAUUAUUUGAUCAUGUAAUGUUUUCAUCUACCCUCAACUGGCUUAAGAGGCCAUUUGAGGGUAGAUUUUGUUUACUCUUUUUUAAAUACCUAAAGAUACAGAGUUUAGUUACUAUUUAGUCAUAUUGUCUCCGGCAGUGUAGGAAUCAAUCACUAUCACCUCAAUAUAUCAGGCCCGGUUUAUGAGACCCUCCCUCUUCCUUUCCUCAUGUCAUCAUCAUCAUCAUAAUCAUCAUCAUCUCAGCUAUAAGACGUCCACUGCUGAACAUAGGCUUCCCCCUUGGACCUCCAUACGUGCCGGUUGGAAGCGACCCGCAUCCAGCGUCUUCCGGCGACCUUAACAAGGUCGUCUGUCCAUCUUGUGGGUAGACGUCCUACGCUGCGCUUGCUAGUCCGUGGUCUCCACUCGAGCACUUUUCGACCAUCGGCCAUCUUGUCUGCGUUCCCCAUGUAUUUACUCUUUAUUUUGUAUUAUUGCGCCCUUAAUUCGGUUCGGGUGAGGGUCCAUUGAAAUUUGAUAAUACGUUGCCGACAUCGUUGUAAGCUUCACUUUAACACAUUCGUUGCCACCCAGCCAAACAACACAUCCACGCCACAACAAUUACGUCAUAUAACGUUGACGACCGGUCUGGCCUAGUGGGUAGUGACCCUGCCUGCGAAGCCGAUGGUCCUGGGUUCGAAUCCCAGUAAGGGCAUUUAUUUGUAUGAUGAUACAGAUAUUUGUUCCUGAGUCAUGGGUGUGUUCUAUGUAUUUAAGUAUUUGUAUAUUAUAUAUAUCGUUGUCUGAGUACCCACAACACAAGCCUUCUUGAGCUUACUGUGGGACUUAGUCAAUCUGUGUAAGAAUGUCCUAUAAUAUUUAUUUAUUUAUUAUUAUAUAAAGCUGUAGUAUUCAGUCAACUGUAAAAAUAUGGGUGUAGACAACUUAGUCAAAAGUAUGUCCCAUAGUUCUUAAUUCACUGACAUAAGUUAUGAGACAUAUUUUUGAGAUGAUUUGUACACCCAUAUUUUUACAGUUGACUGUACCACGAUCCCGACUAUCGGGUCGUCCGGCCUGGGAACGAAAUCAUAAAAUACCCGAUAGUCGGGUUUUCGGCACUGAAUGUGUUAAGAUUGAAGGUAUUAAAAUUGAAAUCGUAGGUGUCUUUACCUUCUACUCUGCCGUACACAAUAACUUUUAAAUUUUGCUUGUAAAUUGUCCAUCCAAUAUUAGCAUAGAUAUCGCUGUUAAGGUUUUUAAAAUGUAUAUUUUUUCAUAGAUGUUUUGUACAGUUGACUAAAUCGAAAAACUGUAGUUUUACUAACCAACGUUGACCGUUUUAAAUGAAUUACUUAUAUAUUUAUUAUGUUUUGCUAAAAUUGUAAAUUGUGUAGAUAGACGUAAAACAAAUGAAGUGUAGAUUAGUAAUAGUAUACCUACUUAUGAUAAAAAAUAUCAGAGCGUUUAAAAAAUAAUAGAAAAACUUUAUUCCAUCGAGUGAUAAAUUGUAGAUAUUAUAUUUGUUGUAUUUAAUGAGGGUUUUCUUACAUUCUAACAUUUAUGGAAAUAAUAUAGAGUACUGAAUGUCAGAAGGUCCUUAAUGCGAUAGGUAUUCUUCCAUUAUUUCAUGUGAUAGGAGCUUUAUUUAUGUACUUAUAGCGUUUCUGUUGACUAAGGCCUAAAAAUAUAGAUUGAUUAAUAAAUGCUCAAUUAACAA
Cydia fagiglandana is the source of this 8831-nucleotide messenger RNA. RefSeq lists its product as uncharacterized. The transcript is spliced from 5 exons. The record is from RefSeq and is a predicted model, not a curated record. Lineage: Eukaryota; Metazoa; Arthropoda; Insecta; Lepidoptera; Tortricidae. Bases 104 to 538 code for a protein of 144 amino acids.